This is a messenger RNA of Lampris incognitus (smalleye Pacific opah), 1598 nucleotides long. RefSeq names its product mitochondrial ribosome-associated GTPase 2 (gene mtg2). NCBI's taxonomy places the organism in Eukaryota, Metazoa, Chordata, Actinopteri, Lampriformes, Lampridae. The transcript is spliced from 6 exons. The record is from RefSeq and is a predicted model, not a curated record. The coding region runs from base 278 to 1534 and encodes 418 amino acids. Gene Ontology annotation, molecular function: GTP binding; magnesium ion binding; GTPase activity. Gene Ontology annotation, cellular component: mitochondrion.
CGGAGUUAGCAACCCGAGUAGCCGGUGCCUACGGAACCGAACCUUAAACUGGGGUUUGCCAGUUCCGAUCAAUCCAAGCACUGGGCAGAGGAGCGUGUUUAUCCCAGUCCUCCGUCGACUGCCCUGUUAUCGGCCGGACCGACGCAGAUGGCUGAGGUCACAUUGUUAACGUCGUGAUUAGCGGUCGCUGCGUCAUCCCAACUUGGAACACUAACCUGUGCGUUGAGUUUAUAUCUCGCCGAGUUGCGUGUGCCGUCGUAUUCGGUCUAAUGCCACAAUGUUGACGAUAUUGUCCAGAAUAAAGAACCAGAGAUUUUUCUUCAAAGAGGUUGUGGUUGGACGAAUAUAUGGACAAGCGUGUGGAGAGACCGAGUCGAGCCUUUUAAACCGCACUGCCCCUCCAGCAUCAACGGCGCGUGGCGUUUCAGAUGGAGUCAGACGUGUUUCUACUACCUGUGCACUUUGUGUCAAAAGCCGGGGAAUCCAGAAGAAGAGAGACAUUUCCGAAAAGAAAAUGACACGCUACUUUGUGGACUGUCGCAAUGUGAAGCUGCUUGCUGGGUUAGGUGGGAAUGGAGCCUCCACCUUUCACAGUGAGCCCCGGAAAGAGUGGGGUGGACCUGAUGGAGGGAAUGGAGGUGAUGGGGGAAGCAUCACCAUCAAAGUCGACAGGGUUGUUAAAUCGUUGGCGCAGUUAGCUCCAGUCUACAAGGGAGAAGAUGGGCAUUCAGGGAGCAACAAGAACUGUUAUGGUCGGAAUGGCAGAGCAACCUACAUUUUUGUGCCAGUAGGCACUGUGGUGAAGGAGCAGGGAAAGACAAUAGUAGACCUCUCUGAGCAUGGCCAGGAGUAUCUGGCUGUAUUUGGAGGAGCUGGUGGGAAAGGGAACCGUUUCUUUCUGUCUAAUGAGAACCGUGCCCCAAUGACAGCCACGCCAGGAGUGAAGGGCCAGGAGAGAGUCCUACAGCUAGAAUUGCGCACCAUGGCCCAUGCUGGACUGGUUGGAUUUCCAAAUGCAGGGAAGUCAUCACUGCUGAGGGCUAUCUCCAAUGCUAAGCCUGCUGUAGCUGCUUACCCCUUUACAACACUCAACCCACAUGUGGGCAUUGUCAACUACAGGGAUCAUGAGCAAGUAGCAGUGGCUGAUAUUCCAGGCAUCAUCCGUGGGGCCCAUCUAAACCGUGGCCUGGGCAUCUCUUUCCUACGACACAUAGAGCGCUGUCGUUUCCUGCUCUUUGUUCUGGAUCUGUCCGUUCAAGAACCUUGGACUCAACUCGAAGACCUACGCUAUGAGCUUGAACAGUAUGAGUCCGGUUUGUCCAAACGGCCUCACGCCAUCAUAGCCAACAAAAUGGACUUGCCAGAGGCCCAGGAGAACCUCAAGACUCUUAAGAGCCACAUCACCCAGAAGGUGAUCCCUGUGUCGGCUCUCACAGGACAGAACACAGAGGAGUUGAUCCUCUACCUCAGAGAGCUGUAUGACGGCUACCUCCAGGGAGAGGACUGUGGGACAUAUCCAAUCAUUAAGUGGUAGCGGAAAUUAUGUGCUAGCCAUUGCAUUGUUUUAAUUCUAUGAUGCAUGAAUGUAUUUGUUAAAU